Messenger RNA from Emiliania huxleyi CCMP1516, 1254 nucleotides. RefSeq lists its product as hypothetical. The record is from RefSeq and is a predicted model, not a curated record. Lineage: Eukaryota; Haptophyta; Isochrysidales; Noelaerhabdaceae. The coding region runs from base 1 to 1254 and encodes 417 amino acids. The transcript has 4 exons.
AUGCGCGGGUCCGGCUUCAAGAGGCCUCGCGACGAGUCGCCCGGUCAGAAUAGCUGGCGGCGCGGCGAGUCUCGCUGGCUGUGCAACGAGCCGCCCUCAUCUGGCCGCUCUGCUGCCGGUGGUCAGCUCAAUGCCAGGCAACUCAACGGCCACAUCUCGCAUGCCAGCAACGCUGACGAGCUGCUCUCGCUCUGCGCUGCCAACAGCACAAGUUUGAAUAACAUCCACGCUGCGAACCUGUGGAACAAACUCGGCAAGCAGCGCAUCGAGCGGCGGCACGAGGAGCAGCUAGAGCGGCUGGUGAAGCGCACGCUCGAACUCAUACCGGCAUGCGAAGCACGCAACCUGGCAAACAUCGCUCACGGAGUGGCAAACGACUCGCUCGCGCGGAAUCCGUCGAGGUGGAGCAUCGAGGCCCGCUCCCAGCUGCACCAGUGGCAGCUCUGGCUCUUCCUUGAACGCGGCGCAGAAGAGCAGCAGCAUCUCCUCUCCGACUCUCAGCGCCUGCUUUUUCGCGAGGCCAUGCAGAUGACCGUAGCUCGCCCCUCUGGUUUGCAGCGUUCGGUCUCGGAUGCCCUUAGCGCCGUCCGGUCCGGCUUCGAGGAGGAGUAUCUCGAGCCGCGCACCGGCUACUCGCUCGAUCUGGCGCUGCCCUCCUCACACAUCGCGAUCGAGGUGGACGGCCCGUCUCACUUCCUACUGCCCGAUAGCCAAGGCGUGCGCGCGCCCAACGGCCCAACGAAGCUCAAGCGGCGCCUCCUCGCCGCGGCUGGCUGGAGGGUAAUCAGCGUUCCAUUCUAUGAGUGGGACGGCUUGAACACGGCCGAUGAGCGUCAAGCCUACUUGGAGCGAGCGGUCGGCUCGCUCGGACCGGACUACGAAGCUGACAGCUGCGGCAGCCCUAGCGGCAGCCCCAGCCCCGAAGAGGGAGGGAAUUGCGAGAUCGCGGCCGGUGCCUCUUCAGUGGAGCUGAGCCUCGAAGCGCAGGUGCGGCGCGAGGUGGCGCGGUACGCGCUAGACGAAGGCCGCCUGAGGGUGCUCGUGGAGGAGCAAGGGGCGAGCUUCAGUGCCACAGUGGCCGGCGUGGUCGUCGACAAGCUUUGCGGCUUCAUCGCGGCCGCCAAAGGCAUGAGCGGCACGGCGCACUACGCACUGCAUGCGACCGCAGCGGUCUCGGCUGAGGAGGCACGCGCCAACCUCAAGACUCUCGAGAAGAACUUGAAGAAACAGGUACAGAGGCGGCGGUGGAGUUGA